This is a messenger RNA of Talaromyces rugulosus, 1743 nucleotides long. RefSeq lists its product as uncharacterized. The record is from RefSeq and is a predicted model, not a curated record. The transcript has 3 exons. Gene Ontology annotation, molecular function: phosphatidylinositol-3-phosphate binding. Gene Ontology annotation, cellular component: retromer complex; retromer, tubulation complex; endosome. Lineage: Eukaryota; Fungi; Ascomycota; Eurotiomycetes; Eurotiales; Trichocomaceae. Gene Ontology annotation, biological process: retrograde transport, endosome to Golgi; intracellular protein transport. Bases 1 to 1743 code for a protein of 580 amino acids.
AUGGAUUACUCAACGAUGUCUAAUGAUCUCGUGGAACCUUCCCCUUGGGGAUCCCCGCACCCCGAUAGCAACACUUUCGCCUCCGCCGGACAACACACUGACGUCCCUCCCGCGCCCUUACCUCCGCACCAGCAAUCGCCCUACGGAAAUUACCAGGAGACUGAAUCCGGGAUUGCGCAAGGAACAGCACCGGGGGAGGCUGCAGGGACGCCCCAAAGCUCCCAGGCUGGUGAAACUACACCCAGUCAGCAACCUCAGUCGACUGCCAACCAACAAUCGCCCCGAUCCGAGGGUCCUGCUCGUUAUCAAACCGGAGCUCGACAAAAUGCUGCCCGGCCGCCGGCACCGGCAUAUAAACUUCAGGGAAAGAUAACGGCUCUGGAGCGGACGGGAAAGAAAGACCCCGUCUUACGAUUCGAUGUUUAUACCAACAUCCCCAAGUUUCGCACCACGCAAUACCGAGAUGUUCGACGCACCCAUUCUGAGUUUGUCAAACUUGCCGAGCACUUGAUAUCUUCAAACCCGGAAGCUCUGGUUCCGGCCGUUCCUCCCCCGCUCACCCCGGCUGGUGCAGGAACCGAUGAAGACGAGAUUCGUGUCAAGACUUCUAUGCAGAGGUGGAUGAACUACGUUUUUGGAAAUGAGGUUCUCACCCAUGAUGACGAGGUUGUUCUUUUUGUCGAAAGCGAUUUUGGCUAUAGCCCGGUCGUCCGGAUGAAGCAACCUGCAACUGGUGUUCGUCGAAAGGUUAUCAAGCAGUUCGCACCGCCGCCGGAUGAUACCCCAGAGUUACAGAGCGCACGCCCGGUUGUAAAGAUGUUUUACCUUGGUGCUCUGGAUGCGAGUCAAAAGGUUGACCGCGUAGUUAAAACCCGGAGAGGCCUCGGAUUGGCAGAAUCCGAUCUCGGUGUCAAGAUUGGGCAUAUGCAUGUCCAGGAGACACAUACUGGAUUAGGAAAUGCCUAUCGUAAACUUGGCCGAAUUAUUCAAACGACCGGUGACUAUCAUGCGGCCCAAGCCACAGCAGAAGCAACAACACUAGGAGAUCCAUUGGAGUACCACUCAUCAGACGCAUUUAUUGUUAAAGAAACAUUGACGAAUCGCCAUAUUCUCCUUCGAGAGCUACUUCAGGCGCAACAGACGGCGCGUAGCAAGCGUGCCGCAGCAGACCGGUUGAAGGGCAGCACAUCAGUUCGCCCAGACAAGGUGGACGAAGCUAUUAGUGCUUUGGACGAGGCCCUCGGGCAAGAGACGUAUCUUACGAAGAAAACGGAAAGGGUAACUGCGAAUUUGUUGUUGGAAACGCGACAGUGGUUUAACCGGACUUCAGACGAUGUCCUUGCAAGCCUUCGAGACUACACCCUACGGCAGAUUGAAGCCGAACGUCGAACAUUGGCUUUGCUCGAGAGCGUUCGUGCAGACAUUCGGGCGAUCGACGCUUCUGGUGGACUGAGUCGUCUUGGGCGAGAAGCGCACCCUGCAGUGCGAAGAGCAAGCAUGGCAUCGAGCCAAGGACCUAAGGGCGAUGCAUGGAGUGGCGUUCCUCGUCGCGGCGACAGUUUGAGCCGGAGCGUCAGUGGAGCCGCAGUUGUCGUCCCAAUUCCAGAGGACGAAAACGCCAACGGUGACGGCGGUAAAGGGCGGGCUCGAGCUCUGAGCGGUGUCAGCUCUAUUGCUGAGGAGGACGACGGCCGGUUGGAUGCAAAGAAUGCUGCUAGUCGGCUUGCAACCAGCACAUUCUAG